Molecule: messenger RNA, 1777 nt
Organism: Anguilla anguilla (European eel)
Lineage: Eukaryota; Metazoa; Chordata; Actinopteri; Anguilliformes; Anguillidae
Gene: zswim7
Product: zinc finger, SWIM-type containing 7
Exons: 6
Coding region: 263-685 (140 amino acids)
Biological process (GO): double-strand break repair via homologous recombination
Cellular component (GO): Shu complex
Molecular function (GO): zinc ion binding
Source: RefSeq, a predicted model, not a curated record
UUUUACUUCGUUUAUGUUUUUGGUUACAUGAGCUAGCGAUGUGUAUUGCAUGUAAUCAUAUAGUAAAACGUCCAUGUAAUGCGUUUAAGCUAGUUGCCAGACAGUAGUAAUGUGAUGUGGUAACGAUACACAAGUGAAAAAAGUAAUGGUUAUUAUCUCGGUUAGUGAUCUUUGCUAGAAAAUUGAUGCCAUGUGUAUUUAGCUAACCUUAGCUAGCAGGCGUCCUCUUGAUUCAGGGAACUCAAUUUCCGCAGUGACAGAAAUGUCUUCAUAUUUGCCAGCAGUCGCCGAACAACUUUUAAGAGACAUAAGGAAGGUUUAUCAAGAGACAUCACAAAUUCCUGAUGACCUCCUUCUGGCGCUGAAGUUUGUGUUCGGGCCCUCGGCCCUGCAGGCCCUGGACCUGGUGGAUCAGCGCUCCGUCACCUGCCUGUCAUCGCCGAGCGGGCGCACUGCCUUUCAGGUGAUUGGAGGGUCGGGACGCCCGUACACCUGCUACACCUCCUGCCACUACUGCCCCUGCCCGGCCUUCGCCUUCUCCGUCCUCCGGAGGAACGACGGCCUGCUGUGUAAACACAUUCUGGCUGCCUACCUCUGCCAGACCAUGGGGCUGUCCCAGCAGGAGGUGGUCAGCAACCAGCAGAUGUCUGACAUUCUCUCUGGAAAAGCAGGCCGAGGCGCGUAGGCCCCAAGCCCCGGAGGCAGAGCGGUCCGCCUCCCGGCUCAUCCCCGGGUGGGUCGCUCGGCGAGCGGGCGCUCCGCGUCGCUCCCAGCAGCCGAACAGCUUCUUCACGUCCCCGCGCCGGGGCGGCUCCGCGUCGGGCUGCCAUUUAAGGACGCCUUCGAUUCACGCUCAAGGCCGCUAACGCUGGAAUGGUUUCCUGCACUGCCACCCGGGUAACAUCCUUUUUGAGUCAUUUGGAAAUGCUGACUUGGCAAUCGGAUGGCCUCCUGGAACACAUUCAGCUGUUUCAGGGAGGCCUGAUGAUUCACGCAACUUAUUAAAUGUGAAGGCAUGUGAAAGAUGAUUGGGUGAUAAUGGUCAACAGACGCUUUCAUGAUGAAAAGCUUUGUCAGGUACUUGUUUAAACAGUCUGCCUUGAAAAGAUCAUUGUUUGGUGGUUUGCAUUUGAGAAAUCUUCUAUAUUUUACUAGACCUAACCAGGACCCUAAAUUUUCGUUCACAAUAUUGGAUGUUUAAAAAUUGAAUGUCACUCACUCCUUUAUAAAUAUAACCUGUUAACAUUUGUUUAGUUGUUCUACCUGAUUGGUCAGUCUCCAAAAAUUGGAUACAUCCCCAAAAGAUUUAAGCUGGCUUUUUAAUUGGUUGUGUAUAAAGGAAUCAUUUUUGCAGGUCAGUGUAGUGUUUUGUUGAUGCAGCAUUAGUUUUUCGCCUGAGUAUUUUGUCUAUGGCCAUAAAAAUGUACAUCUGUUUCCUGAGCUUGUGGUUUCUUUCUAGACAUUUCUGUUUAUUUAAAGAUGACACUAUCAUGCUACUGCCAGCACUGAACAACUAAGUUGUCAAAUCCAUUCUGUAUUUCCAUGGAAUUUUUUUUUGGGGGUGGGGGGGGUGGGGGUUAUUGCAUAUAUGGAUUGUGUGAUUGCGAGUGUUCGUUACCUGCUCAAUGUAGAAUGCAGUCAAGACUGUUCAAACCGUAACGUAAUGCUAAUGUUACUGCAGCUGCCUACUUGAGACGCAUCUCUGCAAUGUUUGCAAUUUCAUUUUUGUGAUUACGUGACAAAAAAAAUAAAUAAAUCAAGUGUCCAGCUAUGUGAA